AUGAAUGCGACGCUUACAACUACAGAAUUGUUCUCCCGACAAUUACAAAGUCGAACAUCGGCAAUCCGAUUCGUAGAAUCUUUUAUGAUGCUUCUUAUCAAUCUAACGUCUUUUGCCGGCAAUCUUCUGCUUGGAAUCGCCGCCAUAAAAAAUCCAUCUCUUGGGAGAUCUGUUACCAAUUUGUACAUCAUAACUCUGGCGUUCUCCGACUUUCUUAUCUCUUUGCUGGGAAUUCCAUUUUCAGUAGCCACUCUCAUUGUUGGGCGAUGGCCGUUCAAUAAUUUUCUUUGUCAGCUUCAGGGUUUUUGGAUUCUCCUUAUGUGUGCAAUUUCCCUCGAAACUCUCGCCGUUACUGCUGUAAACAGGUAUUUUCGAGUUGUGCAUUCUCGUGCGCUCUAUCAAAAAAUUUUCAACGCAAAGAAAAUCAGAGCAACAAUUGCGAUUCUGUGGAUCAUCGCUUUCCUCGCGCCCCUUCCUUACGUCGUUGCCGGACACGAAUUUUCUUUCCAUCCUGCAAAGGCUAUGUGCGCACACAACUCAGAAAGCCUGCUUAAAGGCUACGGAGCCUUCUUGGUCCUCGUGUACGUAGCCGUUCCAUUAAUUUUAAUCAUAGCGUGCUAUACCAGGGUGUUCAUGAAGGUGCGGAAACACAAUUUGAAUUUCAUCUUUCGGCUUCGAAGUAGUUGCAGAUCUGAGCCAUCGACAAACCGGUGCCUAUCAGUGGACGAAGUUAACGUGACUUACACUCUUCUAGUCGUCGUGACAGGUUUUCUAGUUUGCUGGACGCCUGUUGUAGUAAUCGACUUGAUCGACUUUCUUAAUUCAGAUUGGAAACUUAAACGACAAGUGUACGUGAGUUACACUUGUUUCGCCUUCACGAGCGCUUCUCUCAACCCAAUCAUUUAUGGCGUCAUGAAUCGUUCCUUUCGAGUAGAGUACUUGCGCAUCUUGGCGGCCUUCAAGUUCUGGUCUUACCGCCGCAGAGGUAUUCAAGUUGAAAAUCGUAUCAUAAAAGUAAAAGAGGAUGUAACUCUUGAGAUGAGACAGAUAAAGUAA
This is a messenger RNA of Pocillopora verrucosa, 1056 nucleotides long. RefSeq names its product melatonin receptor type 1A-like. Gene Ontology annotation, biological process: cellular response to light stimulus; G protein-coupled receptor signaling pathway; phototransduction. Gene Ontology annotation, molecular function: G protein-coupled photoreceptor activity. Lineage: Eukaryota; Metazoa; Cnidaria; Anthozoa; Scleractinia; Pocilloporidae. The record is from RefSeq and is a predicted model, not a curated record. Gene Ontology annotation, cellular component: plasma membrane.